This is a messenger RNA of Puntigrus tetrazona (Sumatra barb), 3954 nucleotides long. RefSeq names its product NACHT, LRR and PYD domains-containing protein 12-like. Lineage: Eukaryota; Metazoa; Chordata; Actinopteri; Cypriniformes; Cyprinidae. The coding region runs from base 457 to 3690 and encodes 1077 amino acids. The record is from RefSeq and is a predicted model, not a curated record. Gene Ontology annotation, molecular function: protein binding. The transcript has 9 exons.
AUACUGAAUAUCCUAGUUUUCCUAUUAAGAAGUAUCUUUGUAAUGAUUAAAUAAUCGACUGGCAAUUUCUUUCUUUCUCUCGGUCCUGGAACUAUGCAUUAUGUCGUACACGUGAGAUGUCGUAGCUAAUAACAAUCGAUUGAUAAACUAUAAAACAAGCUCAAGUCAUAGUUUAGUCCCGUGUAUUUGAGCACCGUCUCGAGGACACGCCCACAGCCAAACAGAUCGUAUCAUCAGCCGUGAUCAGACGCGUGCUUUAUACCUUACCCUUUAAAGUCAGUUCUCAUUUCAGAAACAAAAUUCGAUCUCUAAUAUGUGAAUUAGAAGUUAAACUAUUCUGCAACAGACCGGCCCUGAAACCGAAAGUGAAAGUCGCUGGAGAGUUUGCUAUGCUGGUGUGAAAAGACCUGCUCUAAACGCUCUCCAAAACACUUCAGAGACUGAUUUACUGAAGAGAUGGAGAACAGAAACACUGUGUAUCCAGCAGCUAGCUCUGCGUCUGAGAAAAGUGACCAGUCCAUGGAGUUUCCUCCUCGAUUCAGUGAAGGAGCGGUGACCUCUGACACCAGUGAAAAUAUGGAUGAUCUGAUCCAGGAUCAGUCCAGAUGUGGAUCUUGUGAGCAGGUACUAAGUGAUUCAGUCUCUAUCACAUGUGGACACAGUUUCUGCAGUCAGUGCAUCAGUUUCUACUGGGAUCAGUCAAGACUGCCAGAGGACUUUGACUGUCCUCUAUGCAUAAAGAGAUCUAGAACACAUCCUGUUCUACCGAUGCCAGUCUUUAACAAACUAGCAAGCCUGCAGGUGGAGUCUAGAGACCUGAAAAGAGUCAAAGAAAAGCAUAAAACCAGCAUGAAGGACAGGUAUGAGAGUUUAUUUGAGGGAAUCAAACACAAAGAGAAUGAAACACUCCUCAACAGGAUCUACACACAGCUUUACAUCAUAGAAGGAGAGAGUGAUGGAGUGAAUGAAGAACAUGAGGUUUUACAGAUGGAGAAAACUGCCAGAACUCAACCCGCAGAACACACUUCCAUCUACUGCAAUGACAUCUUUAAAGCCUCACCUGAACCAAAAUGUGAGGAGAAAGACAAACUCAGGGUUGUUCUUACUAAAGGCAUUGCUGGAAUUGGAAAAACCAUCUCUGUGCAGAAGUUCAUUCUGGACUGGGCUGAGGGAAAAGCCAAUCAGGAAGUAGAUUUCAUGUUUUUGCUUCCUUUUCGAGAGUUGAACUUGAUUCAAGAUCAUAAGUAUAGUCUUCAGAAACUUCUGAUGGACUUUCACCCUGAACUUCAAGAUCUGGACUCAAAGAUUUAUGAGGAAUGCAAAAUUGUGUUCAUCUUUGAUGGUCUGGAUGAAAGCAGGAUUCCACUGAUGUUUACAGACACUCAUAAAGUUUGUGACGUUACAGAGACUUCAUCAGUGGGUGUGUUGAUGUCAAACCUCAUGAAAGGAGAGCUGCUUCCCUCUGCUCUCAUCUGGAUCACCUCUAGACCAGCAGCAGCCAAUCAGAUCCCCUCUGAGUACAUCAACCGUCUGACAGAAAUUCAGGGAUUCAAUGAGUCUCAGAAGGAAGAAUAUUUCAGGAAGAGAAUCAGUGACCAACAUCAAGCCAACAAGAUCAUCUCGCACAUCAGAAGAGCAAGAAGCCUCCACAUCAUGUGCCACAUCCCCGUCUUCUGCUGGAUCUCAUCCACUGUGCUUCAGAAACUCCUGGAAAAAGAUCUGAGUGCAGAAAUUCCUCAAACUUUGACUGAAAUGUACAUCCACUUCCUCUUGAUUCAGAUUAACAUGAGGAACCAGAAGUAUGAAGAGAGAGAUCCAGAGAAACUCAUGGAAUCCAACAAAGAAGUGAUUGUGAAACUUGCUCGAGUGGCUUUCAGACAGUUGAUAAAGGGCAAUGUGAUGUUCUAUGAGGAGGACUUGAGGGAGAGUGGCAUAGACGUCACUGAUGCCUCAGUGAAUUCUGGGAUUUGCACUGAGAUCUUCAAGGAGGAAUCUGUGAUUCAUCAGAGGAAAGUCUACAGUUUUAUUCAUCUGAGCAUUCAGGAGUUUCUUGCUGCUUUUGACGUGUUGAACUGCUACUUAAGCUGUACAAUGGAGACCCUUAAGGUUUUUGAUUCAAUGCAUUAUCUGCAUAAAGGAGCAAUAGAUAAAGCCAUUGGUAGUGAGAAUGGACAGCUGGAUCUGUUCCUUCGGUUCCUUCUGGGCAUCUCACUGGAGUCCAAUCAGAAACUCUUGCAGUACUUACUGACACACACAGAGAACAGCUCAGAGAGCAUCAGGAGAACUUCACAGUACAUUAAAGAGAAGAUCAAAGAUGGAAGUGAACUCUCCACUGAAAGGUCCAUCAAUCUGUUCCUCUGCCUGCUGGAAGUAAAAGAUCGGACUCUGUCCGGAGAAAUUCAGGAGUUUGUGAAAUCAGAAAAGAAGCUUUCUCCUGCUCAAUGCUCAACAAUUGCCUACAUGCUUCAGUUGUCAGAGAAGGCGCUGGUUGAGUUUGAUCUGAAGAGAUACAACACAUCAGAUGAGGGUAGAAGAAGACUGAUACCAGCUGCAAGCAACUGCACUAAAGCUCUAUUUGCUGACUGUAAAUUCACUGCUCAGUAUUGUGAGAGUUUAUCAUCAGCUCUUCAGUUCUCAAACACUGGCCUGAGAGAGUUGGACCUGACUAAUAAUGAUCUGCAGGAUUCAGGAGUGAAGCUGCUAUUUGAUGGAUUGAAGAGUCCAAACUGUCAGCUACAUAUACUGAGAUUGCACCGCUGUAAUCUCACUGGUCAGUCCUGCGAAAAUGUGUCAUCAGAUCUACAGUCCUCUAACUGUGCCCUGAGAGAGCUGGACCUGAGUAACAAUGACCUGCAGGAUUCAGGAGUGAAGCUGCUCUCUGAUGGACUGAAGAGUCCAAACUGUCAGCUGCAGAUACUGAGGUUGUCUGGCUGUAUGGUGACAGAGGAAGGCUGUGGUUUUGUGUGUUCAGCUCUGAGUUCAAACCCUUCACACCUAAGAGAGCUGGAUCUGAGCUAUAAUCACCCAGGACCAUCAGGAGUCCAGCGACUUAGUGACAAACUGAACGAUCCAACCUGCUCACUGGAGAAACUCAAUGUGGAACAUGCAGCAGAUUUCAGGAUUACAGCAGGACUACGGAAGUAUGCCUGUGACCUCACACUGGACCCAAACACGGCACACACUCAAGUCUUACUGUCUGAAGACAAGAAGAUGGCAAAGCAUGUGAAAGACCAUCAGUCAUAUCCUGAUCACCCAGAGAGAUUUGAAUGUCUUCAGGUUCUGUGUGGAGAGGGUCUGAGCGGACGCUGUUACUGGGAAGCUGAAUGGAGCGGGACAGGGACAGAGAUAUCAGUGUCAUACAAAGAUAUCAGCAGGAAAGGAGGAAGUGACUGUAUGUUUGGAUUCAAUCAGAAGUCUUGGAAUAUAAGUGGCUUUUAUAAACGUUUUAUUGCCUGUCACAAUAAUACCAGCACUGAUAUACCUGCCCCUUUGUUUUCGUCUAACCGAGUAGGUGUGUAUCUGGACUCGUCUGCUGGUACUCUGUCCUUCUACGGUGUCUCCGACACACACACACUCACACACAUACACACAUUCAACACUACGUUCACUGAACCCGUCUAUGCUGGGUUUGGGGUUUAUUAUGACUCAUCGGUGUCUUUAUGUCACAUACAGCAAGGAUGUCAAACAUGAAACAUUUUUUUCCAACAUAUUUACAACAUUCCUACAAACUAUUAGAAGAAGGCAUGCGUUUACUGCAGGACCCUUGGGGGGUUUCUUAGUGUUUCAGUGAAACUGUAGAGUUUAAUAAUUACAUGGACAUGUACUUACCACUUUAAACAGAGCUGUUGCGCCUCUGGUACCCUCUGCAGUGUACGCAUGGAAUCUGUCUUUAAAGGGUAGCCUAUUGUUUUAAUUUUAGGACAACUUUGAUAAAAGUUUUUCAUCCAGUUCAAA